Messenger RNA from Caenorhabditis sp. 36 PRJEB53466, 750 nucleotides. NCBI's taxonomy places the organism in Eukaryota, Metazoa, Nematoda, Chromadorea, Rhabditida, Rhabditidae. The record is from the annotation of a GenBank genome assembly.
AUGGAAGCGAAACCUAUUAACAUAAAAAAUGUAGACUUGGUAAGUAAACGAAACUGCUUAUGAUGUCUCUUUUAUAAUUUCAGAAAGAGGGGGAGGGAUUCAAACUGAAAAGCACGCUCGUUCGUUCGCGGAUUCAAUCAAUCCUCAAGGUCAAGCUAAGUGGAUCUUCCCAGAUUUUCCAUCAUUGUUUUUUUAGAUUGCCAUUAGAGUGAUCGUCUUGCUGGUUUGUGUCAUCUGCUGUUGCAUUCUGUUCGUUCUGGAAGCGGCGACGGUCGCCAAAACGACUCGUUAAACUUUUUCGGCUCUCUCACAAAUUCUAUUUUUAAUUUCAGCAAUAUUCACUUUGGAGGAGCUGAAACAAGUGGAAGACGAGGAAGCGAACGCCUACUUGGCCAACUUAACCCUCAUUCUCUGGUCGUUCGCAGUUUACACCCUCACGAGGUCUCAUAAUCUCACGGUUUCUCUCUUCAAAUGCUCUUCAUGCUCUUCAGUGAAAUCAUGAAGAUCAUGGCGCUCAACGAGAAAGUGCGAAUUCUAGAGUCGCUCCGUCAUCGGACCAAGAUGGAGUCGACCAUCUCGCUGAUCCGUCAGAAGUCGUAUUUCGACGCGGACGCCGUCGAUUUCAUCUUCUCGAACCAGCAGAAUCGACUGAUUGAGACGGUCAACGACGAGCUGGAGCCCGAGGAGAUGGUGCAUCACCGAGUGCACGGAAUGAAUCCGCACAGAAAGUUUAAGAGCUUCAGAGAUUGA